CGAUCUCCCCUUCUCUCUGCUUUUCCAGACUUUCGACGAUAUUCCAUUUCCCAUUCCAGGUUGCCUUUCACUUUCCUUUCCUCCUGUCGUUCUCAACAAAUGUCUGCUGCCAGUUACCAGCGUGUCCCCACUUCUGACAACUACGACCAGCUCGAGUCGUCCCCCUCCCGUCCACCCACAUACCGCACAGACCCUCGCUUCGACCGUCCCACCCCACCCAUGUGGAAGAGAGUCGCCCUCCUCCUCUUCGUCCUCUUUCUCUUCUGGCUCUCCUGGUCAAUCAAGCCCAGCAGCAACACACAGCCAAAGGUCGUACACGCUUCUAGAUACUCCAAGGAGCACAAGUAUCGUCCUGCAGCGAGCCCUAUAAUCACUGAACGCUUGAAGGACGGGCGUGUUCGCCUCAGAGGAGCGCAUCCAUCACUUUAGGUCACUCGGGUUAAAGUUGUUUGACGGGACUUUGCCUUUUUGCAAUCGUAUCGGGUUUUUGUUCAGUCUCGGACGGUUUUCUGAUCUAGCAUGACUGUGUCGGUCACUUGUCAUCGUAUAUCUUUUAUAGUCAAUCAUUUUUUCGUAAUCUUCCUCGUCCCCGUUUAUUUACUAUCGCGGUCAAAAGCAAAACACAAUCUAUUUG
This is a messenger RNA of Serpula lacrymans var. lacrymans S7.9, 634 nucleotides long. RefSeq lists its product as uncharacterized. The record is from RefSeq and is a predicted model, not a curated record. NCBI's taxonomy places the organism in Eukaryota, Fungi, Basidiomycota, Agaricomycetes, Boletales, Serpulaceae. The transcript is spliced from 3 exons. The coding region runs from base 220 to 429 and encodes 69 amino acids.